AUGGUGAAGCUCUUCUGUGCGAUCGUUGGGGUGGCGGGAAGCGCGUUCGAGGUGGAUAUCGACGAUGGCGGGUCGGUUGCCGCAUUGAAGGACGCGAUCAAGGGGAAGAACUCAAAGACGAUCACAUGCGAUGCCAAGGACCUGCAGCUCUUCCUUGCGAAGAAGGCGGACGGCGCGUGGCUCUCAUCGAAGGAUCCUGGUGUGAUCUCUAUGCGAAGCGGGGUUAUUCCUGAGCAAGUGAAGACACUGAUGAACGUGGAAGUGGACCCAGCAGACGAUAUUGGGGACGUAUUUGAAGGUGCUCCGACGAAGAAGACCGUUCACGUGCUGGUGGUGGUUCCGGAAGCGGUUGGUGGGUCAGUGAGUGAGGCAUCCAAGUUGGAUCAACUCGUUGAUAAGUUCGACCGACUGUACGACCAACUGAACAAAACUGGGCUGGGAAAACGCAAGGUUUGCCACUCGAGCGCGAAUUCGAGUCUUUUGAAUACGUUGCAUGUUAGAGUGCGAUCCUCCCGCGCGGUUCAAUUCAAGACUGAUAACAGUGCUCAACCGUUUCCGUGGGCAUACACAGUCGAUGAACAUGGUGACAAAAUCUGGCUCGCCGAGGAACAGCAACGUGAUCGAUAUCGCGAGUACGUGCAAGUCAACAUCGACGAUGCGCUCGCGAGGAACGAGCUUUGCGUGUGCGGUGUGGAAAAAGGAGAAGGUGGGGAAGAUCUUCUUUCGGUUGACGUACCAGGGCACAACAUCACUCUUGUUGGACGCACCGACUUGAUCAUACUGAGUGAUCAGGUCUUGGAGAACCCAGUCGAAGUGAAGCUGCUGCCUGACGUGAGAUUGAUCAUUGAAGUAAAGCGAGAGGUGAAACCAAGCUCCAUCAAUCAGACUGUGUCAGAGCUUAUCGCACUAGAUAUUAUGGUUGCUGAGCAGGUGAUGGCACUCUUGACCGACUUUGGGAAGCAUUGGCAGUUUUUUUGGGUCGCCGACCCGACUAACAGCGAAGGUACCAUCCAAUCGGUGAUUAUUAAUAAUCCUAGCAGGGCGUUUGCGGUGAUCAGGACACUACUCGACCAGUCACCAAGUGCUGGUGCUGAUGCAGCGAUCGGCCUACCGUGCGUCAAAGCACCUAUCAAGCGACAUAAGCUUUCUGCUGUCCUGGCCUCCAGCGGAGAGGAUAACGGUACUGGUAUUCGCGAGAGCUUGGAACGAUACUAUGACAUCGCCAGUAUGUUAGGUCCCGACAUCGAAAUGGCGCGUGCUGUGGCUCGGCAGAUCACUCGAUCUAUUCCCACGCUGAGUUACUUCAGCUGAUUCUUAGUUGGUGCUGCAUUAAUAAAUUAAACCAGUUGAGGGCCGCUGACAGGUCGAUCAUUUCACAGGCCCAUAAAUUGAAAACGGCUAGCGUAAAAUCAAAGAGCUUUGCAGGUCUGGAAAGCUGACAGUCUCUGAUAUUUUUUGAUAAUUUUUUCAUCUCUCAACCAG
Phytophthora nicotianae INRA-310 is the source of this 1482-nucleotide messenger RNA. RefSeq lists its product as hypothetical. Bases 1 to 1311 code for a protein of 436 amino acids. The record is from RefSeq and is a predicted model, not a curated record. The transcript has a single exon. Lineage: Eukaryota; Oomycota; Peronosporomycetes; Peronosporales; Peronosporaceae.